This is a messenger RNA of Polychytrium aggregatum, 762 nucleotides long. RefSeq lists its product as uncharacterized. The record is from RefSeq and is a predicted model, not a curated record. The transcript has 5 exons. Bases 1 to 762 code for a protein of 253 amino acids. NCBI's taxonomy places the organism in Eukaryota, Fungi, Chytridiomycota, Chytridiomycetes, Polychytriales.
AUGGAGCUUCCCCGACACAAUCUGGAUGCCGAGAUCCCGCUGCCGACGCCGCGUCCUCGCAAUGGGCGAGGUAGCCCCGUUUCGACAGCUUCGAUAUGGUCGGGAUCGUCAGCCCGAGCGAGUCGCGCGAGGGAAAUCAAGACAAGCUCGCUCAGCGCAGAGACCCAGGGCCUAUUUAAAUAUAUGAUGAAGUCUUCGAGACUUUCGCAUAGCCAGCAAAGAUAUCUGGACGAGCUCGUCAAAGACGGUUACUCGCUCCCACCGACACCAUCGCAAGCAAGCAUCACCCAGGUUCGCGGACCAAUUCCACGGCCGAUUUCAUUGGGGAUCUUUGAGCAGAAGCCAGCAGACACAUUCGCCCGUCCAGGAUUGCGCACGCGCGACCAGAUCGUCAUGACGGGCGCAUAUGAGCCCGACGAAUGGCGGCCCAGUCCCCACAAGGAUUCAUCCAAGGAGAAGGACCGCCUGCAGAACUUGAUGGCCAAUGGCUUCCAGUCGGCAAAGUCUGCUUCAGGCGACGAUGAUAUCGGAAUACCCGUUUCCAAGCUCGGGCGUCGUCGAGCCGGGGCCAAGGCAAUCGAGCACACGGACCAAGCACCGGAGCUGGAUGAGUUCGAGAUGGUGGUCGAAGAGAUAAACGAGAGGCGGAAGUGGCUUGACGACAUGAUCGCUCUGGGUCGCGGAGAGCCAUUCAAGCGGCAAAUUCAGAACGAGAUUGCCUUGGUAAGCAGCUGCCUCGGCCCGGCUAUGGCACAAUAUUGA